This is a messenger RNA of Labrus mixtus (cuckoo wrasse), 3680 nucleotides long. RefSeq names its product cerebral endothelial cell adhesion molecule (gene cercam). NCBI's taxonomy places the organism in Eukaryota, Metazoa, Chordata, Actinopteri, Labriformes, Labridae. The coding region runs from base 298 to 2070 and encodes 590 amino acids. The record is from RefSeq and is a predicted model, not a curated record. The transcript is spliced from 12 exons.
UGUCAACGUUACAGAGAUUUACUCAGAACUAGUAUCAGGCCAAAUCACGCCUUCAUCUAAUCUUUGGAUUUAUCGUUGUCAGACUUUCCUUGUGAUAGGAACGCAAUGCGGAAGUUGUAAUUGAACCCCUUUUCGUAACUUGGCCUGGAUUUCUUGAUGGAAAAAACGAGUAGCUUGUCUUAUAACUAGGGGGGGGGGUUGAAGUUUUUUUUUUUUAGGGAAAGCCCUUUUUUUCUGGGACUGCUGACGCGUCCUGCGUGCCGAAGCUGUGGAUUCCAAAGCCUCACAGCUUCCACCAUGUUUCUUCACUUUUUCGCUUUAUGGGUCUUUGUUUUACAGGCUGACUGUUACUUCUCGGAGGAAAAGUAUCCGGAGGAGUCGAAAAUGCAGCCUCCGACCGUGGUUGUCGCGAUAAUAGCCCGAAACAAUGCUCACUCCCUGCCGUACUACCUCGGAGCUCUGGAGAGACUCAACUACCCGAGAGACCGCAUCACUGUGUGGGCGGCCACGGAUCACAACGCGGACAACACCACAGCCAUUCUGAAAGAGUGGCUCACUGUCAUGCAGAAGUUUUACCAUUAUGUCGAGUGGAGACCGAUGGACAAGCCCACGUCAUAUGCGGGAGAGUUGGGUCCCAAACACUGGCCCAACAGCAGAUACGAGUAUGUAAUGAAGCUGAAACAGGCAGCUCUCAACUUUGCCAGAAAACGCUGGGCCGAUUACAUUCUGUACGCUGACACAGACAAUAUUCUCACCAACCCAGAGACACUCAACCUGCUGAUAGCAGAGAACAAGUCUGUCAUCGCUCCCAUGCUCGACUCUCAGGGAGCGUACUCCAACUACUGGUGUGGUAUCACUCCUCAGGGAUAUUAUCGCCGAACAGCAGAGUAUUUCCCAACCCGACAUCGCCACAGACUGGGCUGCUUCCCCGUCCCCAUGGUCCACUCCACCAUGCUGCUGGAUUUAAGGAAGGAAGGCAUGAAGAAGCUGGCCUUCUUCCCUCCUCAUGAUGACUACUCGUGGCCUUAUGAUGACAUCAUUGUGUUCGCCUUCUCCUGCCGGGCUGCAGAGAUACAGAUGUACCUGUCUAACAAGGAGCGCUAUGGCUACCUUAACGUCCCGGCAAAACCUCAUCACACCCUGGAGGAUGAUCGCCUCAACUUUGUCCAUGUUCAUCUCGAUUCAUUAAUUGAUGGUCCUCCAAUGCAUCCCUCCCGCUUUGUCCACAUGUUCCCCAAACAGAGAGACCUCAUGGCCUUUGAUGAGAUAUAUCUGAUUAAUCUGCGGCGACGUAAGGACCGCAGAGACCGCAUGCUGCACUCUCUGAACGAGCUGGAGGUUGAUGUCAAGGUGGUGGACGCUGUGGAUGGAAAUGCACUGAACAGCAGUGACAUAAAGAUCUUGGGUGUGGACCUGCUGCCAGGCUACUACGACCCGUUCUCUGGACGCACGCUGACCAAAGGAGAGGUGGGCUGCUUCCUCAGCCACUACUUUAUCUGGAAGGAGAUGGUGGACUUGCAGAUGGAUAAGGCUCUGGUCUUUGAAGACGACGUUCGUUUCCAGGCCAACUUCAAACGACGAGUCCUCAGAUUGAUGGAGGAGGUGGAGCAGGCUGAGCUGGACUGGGACAUUAUAUACUUGGGCAGGAAGCAGGUGAAUCCUGGAAAAGAGGAGGCAGUGGAGAAUAUUCGAAACCUGGUGAUGGCUGACUACUCGUAUUGGACUCUGUCCUACGCCAUCUCCCUGCAGGGAGCCCAAAAACUGCUCAAUGCUGAGCCUCUGUCCAAGAUGCUGCCUGUUGAUGAAUUCCUCCCCAUCAUGUACGACAAGCAUCCAAAUGAGGACUACAUGUCCCAUUUCCCCAACAGAAACUUACAAGCCUUCAGUACACGCCCCCUUCUAGUUCAGCCUUGUCACUUCGCCGGUGACCCAGAGUGGGUCAGCGACACAGAGACGUCGACUCUGUGGGACGACGACUCAGUACGCACAGAUUGGAGGGGUUCCCACAAGACCCUGAAAGGGGCUGCUCCACCCGAGAUGCUUUCAGCUGCCUACAAGGACGAACUGUAGUACGAACAGACGGUGCUGGACGUAUGUCAAAGGUCAGGAGUUCACACAGCGAGACCCUGAGAAGAGCAAGUGUUUUCAGACUUUAUUUCAAUCCACUCUGUGUCACAUCACUGACAUGCUCAGUAUCAUGCAAACUGGACUUUGUUUUUUCAAAGCAUGUAAGCAGGUGUUUGAUACAAAAUGAUUUAGUGUAUUUUUAGUGGGAAAUAAACAAGGGAUGGUGAAAUUGAGAGUGUGUUUAAAGAUUUGUAAAACAAUGUGUUUUAAUACUUGUACAGAUAUCUUAACAAAACACAUUUUUCUCUUUCAUUUCUCUUUUCCAGUGCUGCUUUAUCCAUCAGUCUAUCCAUUUUUUCUCUCCCAUUUUUGCAUGUCUUACCUCCUUCUUAUCUUUAACAGAUAGAGUUAUGUAUUACAGAAUAGCUCGACUGACCUAAAUCAACAUCUUUCAUGACUAUUUGAACAGAUUAAAAGCUGAGGUACCUCAUAGUUUUAAGGAAUGUAUGUGACUGUUCAAGUGCAAGACUUUAUUCAGGAAAUAUGUUAGUUUAACACAUUGAAUGUUUGCAUCUAAAUAAUUAAAGUAUUUCAGAAUGUUUUUUUUCUCCUUGAAAAUAAUAGUCAUGUAUAGAUUCACUGAAAACAUUGAUCUCAUGUGACAUACUUCUGCUCUAUGGCUGUGUUUUAAUAUUUCACUUUUAGUCCCAGACAUUAGAUGUGAAGAUCUGAAUAUGUUUGAUUUUUUGUUUUUUUACAACAUUAGUAAUUUUACUUCCACCAGGUUACUAUUAUACUCUGUCUCUUAAGUAUCAUGAUGUUUUCAGAUGUGUUUACAUAGAUUUUAGAUUCAAGGAUAUUAUCUCUUGCACUUGAGAGAUCACAAAAAAGACACACAGUAUGAUCUGUCAUUACUCCAUAAACAAGUGACUGUUGGCUCUAAUAUUGGCAUAAAUGGCAUCUCAAGAUGUUAACUCCAAUUAUCAAAGCGGAGGUUGCUCCACCUUCUGAUUAUCAACAGACCUUUUUUGCAAAGUGCAAUUUUUCAGAAAUAUCUAUCUACUUCUCAGUGCUUUAUUUUAUUUUGCCAUAUUAUUACUGCACUCAUCAAGCAGAGGUCUUUAAGAGCUUUUUUAAAACACAACCUUUUUAUAGCUUUUUUGUAGCAUCACUGGGAUCCUAAAACCUAAGACUGUGUUGACAGUGUGUCCGUACAGGGUUGCAAUGUAAGUUACUGAUGUAAUAAUGAUAACCCUCAUGGAUUUUCUUUAGGAUGAUUAUGUUACAAACAAUUUACACUUGUCUCUCUGGUCUUACUUCAUUUAUUCACUUCCUAUUUUAAGUGUUGACUUCUCUUUUUAUGUCUUUAUUUAUUUGUAAAGUCUAUCUUGAUGUUGUUAACAGAUAAGUCCGAUCGUUACAUGGUGCAAACAAUCAAAGUGCAAUGGCUUUUCUGCCAAAAUGGGUUCUCUCUCUCUCUCUCUCUCUCUCUCUCUCUCUCUCUCUCUCUCUCUCGCUCUCUCUCUCUCUCUGAGAUGAUGUUAUAAAUGUGGGUGUCUGGACAAUUGUUAAGCAAACUUUUCAAGCAUCAAUAAAUGAUUUUUUUCCCCAAA